This is a messenger RNA of Lepus europaeus (European hare), 976 nucleotides long. RefSeq names its product ubiquitin conjugating enzyme E2 D4 (putative) (gene UBE2D4). Gene Ontology annotation, cellular component: nucleus. Gene Ontology annotation, biological process: ubiquitin-dependent protein catabolic process; protein polyubiquitination. The transcript is spliced from 7 exons. NCBI's taxonomy places the organism in Eukaryota, Metazoa, Chordata, Mammalia, Lagomorpha, Leporidae. Bases 65 to 508 code for a protein of 147 amino acids. The record is from RefSeq and is a predicted model, not a curated record. Gene Ontology annotation, molecular function: ubiquitin conjugating enzyme activity.
GCCGAGCCCGCAGCUGGCCGCCUCUGGCUGCCCCGCCGGGCCGCCGGACCCCAGACGCGGGAGGAUGGCGCUGAAGCGGAUCCAGAAGGAACUGACUGACCUGCAGAGGGAUCCUCCGGCCCAGUGCUCCGCGGGACCCGUGGGGGACGACCUGUUCCACUGGCAGGCCACCAUCCUGGGCCCGACCGACAGUCCCUACCAAGGUGGGCUUUUCUUCCUGACCAUCCACUUUCCUACGGACUACCCUUUCAAGCCCCCGAAGGUUGCUUUCACAACCAAAAUCUAUCACCCCAAUAUCAACAGCAACGGCAGCAUCUGCCUGGACGUCCUGCGGUCACAGUGGUCCCCGGCGCUGACCGUGUCCAAAGUUCUCCUGUCCAUCUGCUCCUUGCUCUGCGACCCCAAUCCCGAUGACCCACUGGUGCCGGAGAUAGCCCACACCUACAAGGCUGACAGAGAGAAGUACAACAGACUGGCGAGAGAGUGGACACAGAAGUACGCUCUGUAAGUGUCUUGGACGAGGUCUUGUGGGAGACGUCGCCCAGAAGCUGGCCAGAGGGGUCUCUUGUGAGACUGCACUGUGGGCUGGGCCACAGAGCACAUCACGUGUUCUUCAGACAAACGCUGGUCACCCGCUGGGUCCUGCUGCAGUGUCGGGGCCGUGGUCAGCCACUGUGAUGGUUUUGACAGUGCCAAGUGUUUUGGUGCCAGAUCAGCAGGCUCCCUGGGUACACUGGAAUCCGUCCAGCUACCCGCGUCUCUGCUUGUCUCUGGGGCUGGGCCCUGCACGUCUCCCUCACCCGGCCUCAGAAGAAGUUGCUGCUCACUGUGGCACCACAUGGGGCCCAGCCUGACCCCUCACCACACACCCUCUGCCUGUACAGCUCAGUGCCAGACUGGGUGCCCAGGCAGAGCAGGCUCCUCACCCUGUCUGCACAGAGCCACAGCCUGAGGAGUCUGCUCUCAUUCCGGAGGC